Messenger RNA from Zootermopsis nevadensis, 1629 nucleotides. Lineage: Eukaryota; Metazoa; Arthropoda; Insecta; Blattodea; Termopsidae. The record is from RefSeq and is a predicted model, not a curated record.
UGCGAGAAACCAGUGUUGUUCUGGCGGUGGUCCAGCGAGGAUCGUCUAGCGGAUUCGUGCGUGCUUUUAAAGCUUUCAGUCUGUGUAGUGGUAAAAGGAAAACAUUAAAAACGGGGUUGAAGACUCUGUUGCAGCAAACUACUAAAAGAUUAAAAUGGGCAAGACGAACGUGCCAGUGGAAAGAUACGAAAGGGACAGUCACACAGAGAUGACGCAUGUGGAUCCCACGUCGUCGUUAAGUAACGUGACGUCAUCAAAAUGCAACAUUCUCUCUGUGGAAGAUGGUAAAGGUGCCCUGGGUCCUCCCCAUAUGGUUGAGGGCUAUGGCAGAGUUCAACACCCCACUUCGUUUCUAGAGACGCUUAUACACCUCUUGAAAGGGAACAUCGGCUCGGGGUUGUACGCCAUGGGGGACGCGUUCCGCAACGCAGGUCUCAUCGCAGGGCCAGUUGUCUCGCUUCUUCUAUCGAUCAUCUGUGUCUACUGUCAGCAUAUGUUGCUUACUGGAGCCAAAGAGCUGCAGAAAAGAACGGGAAGUCCAGUUCUCCCAACAUUUGCGGAGACAGUAGAAUUAUCCUUCAAAGCAGGGCCUCCACAACUACGAAAAUGGGCAAAAACAGUGAGAUUGUGGAUCAACAUCUUCCUAUGCGUAACCCAAAUGGGCUUUUGCUGUGUAUACUUCGUUUUUAUCUCUGAUAAUGUGAAGAAGGUGAUGGACCAUUACAAUGUGGAGCUGGACAUUCACAUCCACAUGCUGAUCCUCCUCUUACCCAUCAUGCUCUCAUGUUGGAUCCGAGACCUCAAGUACCUCGUGCCUGUAUCUCUGUUUGCCAAUGUUUUCAUGACAGUUGGUAUUGCUGUCACAUUGUACUAUAUCAGCCAGGAACUCCCGACACCUUCCACGAGGGACUACAUUGCACCGUGGUCAAAGAUUCCUCUCUUCUUUGGCACUGCCAUCUAUGCUUUUGAAGGCAUUGGAUUGGUGCUGCCCCUGCAGAGUGAAAUGAAACAACAUGAUCAGUUCACAAGACCAUUUGGUGUUCUCAACAUCGGUAUGACCAUUGUGACAUGCUUAAUUGUAACAGUCGGGUUUCUUGGUUACCUCAAGUAUGGAGACAGCGUAGAAGGAAGCCUCACUCUCAACUUGCCACAAGAAGACAUUCUGGCCCAAGCAGUGCAGUUGACCAUCUCUGUGGGUGUCCUGUUCUCCUAUGCUCUGCAGAUGUAUGUUCCCAUAGAGAUCCUCUGGCCUCGCAUUCAGAGGAGAUGGGGCCCCUUCAAAUACAGCUCCCUAAUUGAAAUCAUCUUCCGUAGCUCUCUGGUUCUCAUAACAUUUAUUCUAGCAGAAGUAAUUCCACACUUCAGUCUGUUCAUCUCUCUGGUGGGUGCCGUCAGUAGCACUGCGCUGGCCCUGUUCUUCCCGGCUAUCAUGGACAUAGCUACACAUUGGGAGUCUGGGCUGGGCCCUUUCAAAUGGGUGCUGUGGAAGGAUGGUUUCUUCAUCUUGAUUGGCGUCAUCGGAUUUAUCACAGGCACUUACGCAAGUGUGGAGGCUAUUGUUCAGAAACUUUGACCGACGGAUUUAUUGCAUUUUAUUUACAAAUUUUAUCUAUUUACAAAUAAACUUUA